CGCAUUCGCGCAUCGACUGAAAUCUCUCUCUCUCUCUCUCUCUCUCUCUCUCUCUCUCUCUCUCUCUCGGUCUCGCGAUGAGAGGAGUUGCAUUAAUAGUUUGUUUUAUCGUUAUUUCAAAUCCGCGUCCCGGUUAUCAUGUUCUCGCCGAUAACGAGGACAUCGCUUGUCCCGAAUUCAAAAGCAUCCCGCUGGUCGGGCCGCUGCUGCUCUUAACGAGCUCGCGAUCUCCGCAAAAAAGCCCGGUGACGUUUUAUUUGUCAACCGUCAAAGAGAGGAGCGCAGUGCGCGUAAAGGAGCCAAAUUGGCCGCUGCUGAUCAGGACUGGUUUCGAUUUUUCCAAAAAGCUGUAUAUCGUCGUUCACGGCUACAUGGGCAAGAGUCACGACGAGUGGAUUUUGGAUUUGAAAUAUAAACUCCUGGAGUUGGGCGAUGGCAACGUCUUCCUCGUCGACUGGAAGGCUGGCAGUAACGACAUUAACUACGUAAACUCGGCGCGAAAUACAGAAGUCGCGUCUGCAGCCAUAUUCAACUUUUUAGAUUCGCUAAAGAAAGUAAUUAACGAGCGCACGGUCGACAAGACAAAUUGGCGAGGGGUAUACUUCAUCGGGCACAGUUUGGGCGCUCAAGUGAGCGCGCAGGCCGCGCACCUACUGAAGGAGGAUCGUUUUUGGACGGUUGAUAGAAUUACCGGCCUGGAUCCGGCCAAGCCUUGCUUCACCCGGACCAAUCUGCAGUGGAAGAUCGAUAAGGGCGAUGCUAAUUUCGUUGAUAUCAUUCAUACGCAGGCUGGAGAGGAUAAUAAAGGGAUAAAUUCGCUCGGCUUGAAAGAGAGUUUAGGUCACGUCGAUUUUUACGUCAACGGCGGUGUAAUUCAGCCCAAUUGUGCAAACCUAUUUCUAGCUCCCAUGCUGAUUCAGAUGGGCUGCAGUCACAAGCUGUCGCAUAUAUAUUUCGCAGAAUCGAUAACUAAUUCGAUUAAAGGGAAUUGCAAAUUCGCUAGUUACCCGUGGGACGGUUCUUACGAAGAUGCAAUCAUAGCUUUCAAAAAGAGAAAAAACGGUGAAUUUUGUUCCGAUUGUCCUGAAAUGGGUAUCAACGCUUCGAAAAGCACCAAGCGAGGAAAUUUCAUCGUGAUCACCGCGGCCGAAUCGCCGUAUUGCGGUUUCAGUGACAAAGAUCAAGUACCUAUCAUGCAAGUGCUCGGACAACUAAUGGACGCUCCUCCUCUGGGGAAGUAAAUAAUAAAUCGACUUUGCAAUUAAAAGUAUUAACAUUUUUGGAAAAAUAUCAAA
Molecule: messenger RNA, 1295 nt
Organism: Trichogramma pretiosum
Lineage: Eukaryota; Metazoa; Arthropoda; Insecta; Hymenoptera; Trichogrammatidae
Product: lipase member H-A-like
Exons: 7
Coding region: 78-1241 (387 amino acids)
Molecular function (GO): lipase activity
Source: RefSeq, a predicted model, not a curated record